GAUCUGAUGACGUUUCAUGCACCCGAUUAUCCGACCGCCAGACAGUCAAGACGACCAGGCGGACUUGCACCUUUUGAAAGACAUCACACGGUAUUCAAGUAACAGACACCAUGCCGAAGGAAAAGACUCACAUCAGUAUCGUUGUGAUCGGCCACGUGGACUCGGGGAAGUCAACAACUACUGGUCAUCUCAUCUACAAGUGUGGAGGGAUUGACAAAAGGACAAUUGAAAAGUUUGAGAAAGAGGCCCAAGAGAUGGGCAAGGGGUCCUUCAAGUAUGCCUGGGUGCUGGACAAACUGAAGGCCGAGAGAGAAAGGGGCAUCACUAUCGACAUUGCUCUCUGGAAGUUCGAGACAACGAAGUUCUCUAUUACCAUUAUUGACGCUCCAGGCCAUAGAGACUUCAUCAAGAACAUGAUCACUGGAACCUCCCAGGCCGACUGUGCUGUACUCAUAGUGGCAGCGAGCACCGGGGAGUUUGAAGCUGGAAUAUCCAAAAAUGGCCAAACAAGAGAACAUGCCCUGCUUGCCUACACGUUGGGCGUGAAACAAAUUAUUGUUGGCGUUAACAAGAUCGACAAUACGGAACCGCCCUACUCUGAAACGAGGUUCCUGGAAAUUGUCUCCGAAGUUAAAACCUACUUGAAAAAGGUUGGCUUUGAUCCUAAAUCUGUGGCAAUUGUUCCUAUCUCUGGUUGGCAUGGGGACAACAUGCUUGAUGUAAGUCCAAACAUGCCUUGGUAUAAAGGCUGGACAACUGAAAAAACUAUUGAAAAGACACAAAUAAAAGCUUCAGGAAAAACACUUUUCGACGCACUUGAUAGCAUCGUACCUCCCACUAGACCCAUUAAAAAGCCUCUGCGUCUCCCACUUCAAGACGUCUAUAAGAUAGGAGGAAUUGGAACGGUACCAGUGGGCAGAGUGGAGACAGGAGUCCUGAAGCCAGGAAUGGUCGUUACAUUCGUCCCUGUCAACAUCACCACAGAGGUGAAGACAGUGGAGAUGCACCAUGAAUCACUGUCUGAAGCCUUGCCUGGAGACAACGUUGGCUUCAACGUCAAGAACGUCUCCGUCAAGGAGAUACGACGAGGGAACGUAACAGGAAACAGCAAGGACAACCCACCAUUCGAGGCGCAGUGUUUCGAUGCUCAGGUGAUUAUCCUGAAUCACCCGGGUCAGAUCGCUGCUGGAUACGCUCCAGUCUUGGAUUGUCACACAGCACACAUCGCAUGUAAGUUCGCGGAACUCAAAGAGAAAGUGGACCGUAGGAAUGGCAAGAAGCUGGAAGACAAUCCCAAGUUCUUGAAGUCUGGGGACGCUGGCAUCAUAAAUCUGAUACCAUCUAAACCAAUGUGUGUAGAGCCAUUUGCCGAGUUUGCUCCACUCGGAAGAUUUGCAGUCCGCGACAUGCGACAGACGGUGGCCGUCGGGAUCAUCAAGGAGGUCACCAAGAAGAUAGCAAGCACGGGCAAAGUGACCAAAGCUGCCAAGAAAGCACUUUAACCUGUACCGUUCUCAAAGCUUAUGAGUAGAUUUUCACUUAAAUCAUAUUACAUCAUUUCACUGUAACAUGUCUUAUAUAUGAACAACGACUAACAAAUAUUUCAUGUUGUGUAGUUAUGUAAAGUAUAUUUAUAUAUCUGUCUGUUAUACUGACUGAGUUUGGUUUUACGCCGCUUUGAGCAAUAUUCCAGCAACAUCACGGCGGGGAACACCAGAAAUGGGCUUCACACAUUGUGCCCAUGUGUGGAUUCGAACCCGGGUCUUCGGCGUGACGAGCCAACGCUUUAACCAUUAGGCUACCCCACCGCCCCCUGUCUGUUAUAACCCACAUGGGUCCUUCAGUAAGUUGUUUAACUAUUUUGAAGAAUAAUGCUAUAAGGAGGCAAAGGAUAUUGGAAAACGAGGGACUUCUCACAAAAGACUUGGAUAUUAUGCUCAAAGCGCAAUAUCUAGACUCUUUAGUCUCCUUCCUAUGCAUCGAUGAUAACAGUUUACAUGAUUCCGUUCAGUGUUCCCAUUGUUGACUAUAAGGCGUAACAUUUCAUUUGAAACCAAUUUAAGAAGGAUUAUGUUGUGAAAGAAAUAUGCCAUCCUGUUGUAUACAUGAGUGAUUGAUUGAGUUGGGUUUUACGCCGAUUUUAGCAAAUUUUAGUGCUAAAGAUAGAAACAAACUACAAUGCCUCUAACUUAACAUUAGUUCAAUACAGCAGCGUUUCAUGUGUUUGUAAUAUGGGCCAAUGGACGGACCAAAGAACAUAAUGAACUCUGUCAAUUAAAAAUACUUACACCAGCCAA
Molecule: messenger RNA, 2297 nt
Organism: Haliotis rubra (blacklip abalone)
Lineage: Eukaryota; Metazoa; Mollusca; Gastropoda; Lepetellida; Haliotidae
Product: elongation factor 1-alpha, somatic form-like
Exons: 7
Coding region: 111-1502 (463 amino acids)
Biological process (GO): translation; translational elongation
Molecular function (GO): translation elongation factor activity; GTP binding; GTPase activity
Source: RefSeq, a predicted model, not a curated record